Molecule: messenger RNA, 2108 nt
Organism: Amborella trichopoda
Lineage: Eukaryota; Viridiplantae; Streptophyta; Magnoliopsida; Amborellales; Amborellaceae
Product: putative sodium/metabolite cotransporter BASS1, chloroplastic
Cellular component (GO): membrane
Source: RefSeq, a predicted model, not a curated record
CUCACUCUUCUCCCUCCAAACUACUUAAGGUGGGCUCUGCGCAAACCGCCGCAUUUGAUAAUUAGGCGGGAUUUUUUAUUUAUUUAUUGAACAGAACAGAGUGUGGGAAGGAAAGGAAUGGGAUCCAUGCUCAGUCCAGUGUGAAAAUGAAGAAGCCUCGUAGGAGAGAUGAAAACUCCUAAGUAGCUGAAGUUUGAGAUGGAGAAUGCUCAAACCUAGAGAGAGAAAGUGGAAAGCUCCUAAGCAGCUGCAGUUUGAGACGGAGAGAGAUCCUUAAACUGUAGAGAGAGAUCGUUAAGGUGUGUAGAGAGAGGACGAUCCUUUAGCUGUAGGGCUUCUAAGAUUGGUUUCUCAAUCAUGCAGGCCUAGUCUGCUCUUCGCUUCUUUUUUUGCGAGAGCCAUGUCUCAUAAACUUGAGCUCACUUUUUCAUGGCAAUCCCCGCCUUAUACCAUGCAAUCUCACAUUUUCAGAGUGAGAAACAAAGAUCCUCUGCUUAGAGUGAGUAACGUGGAUUUCAUCCCAUCUCGGAAUUAUAGAGUGAGAAAUAGAGGUUCACAGCAAUCUGAUAGUUUUAGAGUGAGAAACAGUGGUUCCCUCCGAUCCGAGAGUUUUAGAGUGAGAAACAAUGGGUCCCUGCGAUCUCAGAGCUUCACAGUGAUAAGCAUGGGUCUCCUACCUUAUGAGUGUUUUACAGUGAGAAACUGCCAACCCCUGCAAUCUCACAAUUUUAGAGUGAGAAACAGAGAUACUCUGCAAUCUGAAACUUUUAGUGUGGGAAGCAGAGGUUUGCUUAAAAAACAGAGUUUUAGAGUGAGAAACAGCAGUGGAGAUCUGCAGGUCCCUGUUCAAAGGCUGGGAUGGGAAGCAAUAGGAGAGGCUCUCUCUACUGCUUUUCCACUGUGGGUGACAUUGGCCUGUGUGCUCGCUCUCUACAAGCCCCCUGCCUUCCUAUGGAUGCAUAGUAAUUUGAAGGUGUUUGGCAUUUCGGUUACAAUGCUUGGAAUGGGUAUGACACUUACCAUUAAGGAUCUGCAUGCUGCCCUUGCUAUGCCCAAAGAAUUGCUGGCUGGAUUUGUUCUUCAAUACACUAUAAUGCCAUUAUCCGGAGCUUUUGUGAGCAAGCUUCUUAGGUUGCCCACCCACUAUGCAGCUGGCUUGAUCUUGGUUGCAUGCUGUCCGGGAGGAACAGCUAGUAAUAUAGUGACUUACCUGGCCAGGGCAAAUGUGGCACUUUCUGUCCUGAUGACAGCGGCAAGCACCAUUUCCGCAGUGGUGAUGACGCCAUUUCUCACAGCAAAACUUGCUGGACAACUUGUUGCAGUGGACGCAGCUGGACUCUUCAUUUCUACAGUGCAGGUAGUACUUGCACCUGUGUUGGUUGGUGCCCUCAUGAACCAGUACUGCCAUGGAGUGGUGAAGUUCGUUUCCCCAUUCAUGCCACUCACUUCUGUGUUAACUGUGGCCCUACUAUGUGGAAGUGCAAUUGCACAGAAUGCCUCUGCUAUCCUUAUGUCUGGGCAACAAGUGGUGCUCGCUGCCUGCGCUCUUCAUGGCUCUGGCUUCUUCUUUGGUUAUGCGCUUUCAAGAAUUCUUGGCCUUGAUGUCUCCUCUUCUCGCACUAUUUCAAUAGAGGUCGGCAUGCAGAAUUCAGUGCUUGGUGUGGUGCUUGCUGGUCAGCAUUUCAGCAAUCCCUUGACUGCAGUUCCAUGUGCUGUCUCUAGUGUGUGUCAUUCCAUCUAUGGCAGCAUUUUGGCUGGGAUUUGGCGAUACACAACACCUCCCACCAAAGACAACUGUUGAUCUUUCAAUGAAACCAUGGUUUUUGCCCUUCUGUGACUAAAUAUGCUGCUUUAUUGCCAUGGGGAAUCUAGACUUGCAUCUUCUAUAGUUAUAGCAAUUGAAUCAUCCCCAUUGUGCUUAGGCCUUUUGCAGUGUCCUUUAAAUUGAGAAGCUGAACCCCAGAAACUUGUUAACCGGUUUUAUGGUUUAUAUAUUGUUGUGUUGCUUAUGGAGUGUGUGGGAAACAUUUGCUGUUAUGUAUACAUAGGAAGGAAGGAACUAGGGUGCUUUUAAGAUAUUUAGUGUAUUAGCUUAUCAGCUUAUUCCA